Arthroderma uncinatum is the source of this 1596-nucleotide messenger RNA. RefSeq names its product amino transferase. Gene Ontology annotation, biological process: L-tyrosine biosynthetic process; aromatic amino acid catabolic process. The transcript is spliced from 7 exons. The coding region runs from base 1 to 1596 and encodes 531 amino acids. Gene Ontology annotation, molecular function: pyridoxal phosphate binding; L-2-aminoadipate:2-oxoglutarate transaminase activity; aromatic-amino-acid:2-oxoglutarate transaminase activity. Lineage: Eukaryota; Fungi; Ascomycota; Eurotiomycetes; Onygenales; Arthrodermataceae. The record is from RefSeq and is a predicted model, not a curated record.
AUGGCACCCCACGCAGCUGCGAACGAUGUGGCCCAGAAGCCGGCCGUUGUUGAGGGGACGUUGACCGUUGCGAAUGUUGCCGCCAAUCGAACCAGGUUUCCUCUUCCAAAGGGCGUUGCGGCAUUCUCCGACAGUAGCAUGUUCAAGAGUGCUGCAUCUGCAGCUAAACCAAAGGCGAAAAGAUGGGAUCACUAUAUUAGUGCUGAGAGUAAAUUGCGAAAGCCAUCUACUUUGAAGCAGAUCGCGCAGUACUUGCAGCCAGGCAUGCUCUCUCUAGGAGGCGGCCUUCCAUCCCAAGAAUACUUCCCAUUCCACGAGAUCAGCGCCAAAGCACCCAGCCCAAGCCAAUUCGCCGACCCUGCCCCCGCAAACCCCGAAUGCUCUGUUAUCUCUACGAAGCACGAUAUCAUUGACGCCACAAGCGAGUUCGAUCUCGAAGUUGCGCUCAAUUAUGGACAAUCAGUCGGAUAUGCUGCCUUUGUCAGAUGGGUGACAGAACAUGUCGAGAUUGUGCACAACCCUCCCUACGGUGAUUGGGAUCUUACACUGGCUCCUGGAAGUACUCAAGGAUGGGACUUUGUACUCCGCAUGCUAUGCAAGCCAGGCGAUAUCGUUCUCACGGAAGAAUACACCUUCUGUUCCGCAAUGGAAGGCGCUGCUGCUCAAGGAGUGAUUCCAUUCCCAGUAAAGGUUGACGCCGAGGGCCUACUCGCAUCUUCUCUAGAUGAGAUACUCACCAACUGGGACCCCGCUGCUCAUGGCGGGGCACGCAAGCCAUUCGUCUUGUAUACCGUACCAUCAGGCCAGAACCCUACGGGCGCCACACAGAGCGCCGAGCGACGAAAGGAGAUCUACAAAGUUGCCCAGAAGCAUGAUCUUAUAAUCUGCGAAGAUGAGCCGUAUUAUUUCCUUCAGAUGGAGCCGUACAAGGGGCUCGGUACACCCAUGACCCCACCACCAGCGUCGACCGAUGAGUUCCUGAAGACUUUGGUACCAUCUUUCCUCAGCAUGGAUACCGAUGGACGCGUUAUAAGACUGGAUUCAUUCUCAAAGGUCCUCUCGCCUGGCUCCCGUGUCUCGUUCGUCGUUGCUUCUGCCCAGCUCACAGAGCGUAUGAUCCGACAGGCGGAGACAUCCACUCAAUCCCCCAGCGGAAUGGCACAGAUCUUACUUUACAAGCUACUAGACGAGGCAUGGGGCCAUGAGGGCUAUAUUAAAUGGUUGAUCCAUAUUCGCGUGGAAUACACCAAGCGCAGAAACUGUAUCAUGGAUGCAUGCGAGGAAUUCUUACCAAAGAGCGUAGCCACCUUCAACCCUCCGACGGCAGGCAUGUUUAACUGGAUCCAGAUUGACUGGAAGAAACACCCCGCCAUCAAGGAAGGAAAAGACCACGACGCAAUUGAAGAAAUGAUCUUCCUCGCAGCCGUUGAUGCAGGCGUCCUUGUUUCACGCGGCACCUGGUUCUUGGCAGACCAAUCAGCUAAACAAGAGGAUAUGUUCUUCAGAACGACAUUUGCAGCUGCCCCUGCAGACCAGAUCAGGGAAGCCAUUAAGCGAUUUGGCUCGGUCCUCAAUGCUCAGUUCAAUAUCCAAUGA